UCUCCCACCCCCCAUCCCAGCCGAGCGAUGUCUGACCGCGCAUGAGCAGGGAAAUCGCAGCAUUAAUCUCCACACUCAGCUGCUGCUGCUGAGCGGAUCUUUCCAAGUCUCUCCUCUCAUCUUUCCCAUAAACAGCCCAAAAGUAGGAAUCGCUGCAACAAGCGCGUCGCAGAACGGCGCACAGAAGGGAGGUCCGGUCAGAGCAAUUUGGACCUUCGGUGAGUAACCAGCUCCUUAAGCCUCCAACUAAACUUAUUGCAGGUUGCUCUCAACAUGCUCUGAAUGCUAAAAACCUCAAGCAGCAUCUCUGCAGCUUUGGCAGAUCACCUUAUUCUACAAAUGGAAGUGGAGCAAAAACUGUAUUAGCGCAAUCGGAAAUCAGUUGCAAAUGAAAGACGAAAAUCGUCACUUGUCUUGGCGCAAAAUUUGGCUUGAUUUGCUUUCUUGUGUCCCUUGACUUAAAUCACUCCUGUGCAUGUAUAUAAUGCUGUAUAACUAUAGGCAGAUAGAAAAGCAGAACAUAGUACCUGCAUUCUUUUGGACAGAGCUUACACACAGUCCAUAUCGCUGCUGGGCAGAAGAGACCGAAUAAGUUAUGCUAGGGCUCCCCCUGCUGUUAGACCGUGGAACAGCUUUGCAGAACUGAAAAAAAAUCCCUUCUACUUCCAAAGCAGCCAGUCACAUAACAUCACACUAGCAUUUUCACCCCUUUGGUUCGCAAGAGGUUGUGAUUAUUAUUAUUAUUAUUUUUGUGCUACAGGGAGAAAUAUCAAAGGAUGUUGCUUGUGGAAAAUGCUUUGGAUGGGUACCCCAGCAGCUAAAUCUGCCAUUGUUCAUCUCUAGGGUUUGACUACAGCGGAUGAGUCGGGUUCCCCAGUACUAAUAUCUAGAUUUUUUUCACAGUCUUUCACCCAAGAGUAUUUUUUCCUCUUUUUUUCAUUCUGGAGUUUCUGUCUUUGCUUAAUGGGAGUUAAGGAAUCAAGAUAACCUCUUUUCGGAUGCUGUUAGGUUUUUUUUUGGACAUGUGCACACAAAUUUGGAGAAUACCCUCAGGCAGAACGGGAACAGUGCUCAAAGACUGGGAAGUACAAUAUUGAUCCUUUCUAAGUGAUGUAUUUGGAAUGAAAAUCAAAAUCGUAGGAUGGAAAUAGUUUGGGAGGUGUUUUUUAUUCUCCAAGCCAGUCUCAUCGUUUGUAUGUCAGCUCAACAGAAUUCACCAAAAAUCCAUGAAGGUUGGUGGACAUAUAAGGAGGUUGUACAAGGCAGCUUCGUCCCAGUGCCUUCCUUUUGGGGCUUGGUAAAUUCAGCCUGGAACCUUUGUGCUGUAGGCAAAAGACAGUCCCCUGUCAACAUAGAAACCAGCCAUAUGAUUUUUGAUCCAUUCUUAACGCCAUUACGUAUUAACACUGGUGGGCGGAAGGUGAGUGGGACAAUGUACAAUACAGGAAGGCAUGUAUCACUUAGACUGGACAAGGAGCAUUUAGUAAAUAUAUCUGGCGGGCCAUUAACAUAUAGUCAUCGCUUAGAGGAGAUCCGGUUACAUUUUGGAAGUGAAGAUGGUCAAGGGUCAGAACACCUACUGAAUGGACAAGCAUUUUCUGGAGAGGUCCAACUAAUUCACUAUAAUCACGAGCUGUACACAAACGUAACAGACGCAGCAAAAAGUCCAAAUGGGCUGGUUGUAAUAUCCAUAUUUAUAAAAGUAACAGAUUCAUCGAAUCUUUUCCUAAACCGUAUGCUAAACAGAGAUACCAUCACAAGAAUAACAUAUAAAAAUGAUGCAUAUUUACUACAAGGGCUUAAUAUAGAAGAGAUUUAUCCAGAGACCUCAAGUUUCAUUACCUAUGAUGGAUCAAUGACUAUUCCACCAUGUUAUGAGACAGCUAGCUGGAUUAUUAUGAACAAACCUAUCUACAUUACUCGAAUGCAGAUGCAUUCCUUAAGACUACUAAGCCAAAAUCAACCUUCCCAGAUAUUCUCAAGCAUGAGUGAUAACUUUCGACCUGUCCAGUCAUUAAACAACCGCUGCAUCCGCACUAACAUCAACUUUAGAUUACAAGGGAAAGACUGUCCGAACAACAGAGCACAAAAACUACAAUAUAAAGUGAAUGAAUGGCUCCUUAAGUAACCAAAAGAAAAACAUCAGUUAUUAGCAUAUGUGAAUUGAUGUACCAAGAAUGCAUCAAGCCUCAUUCACCUUUUGGAUAUGUAUUUCAUACAGAACUCAUUGUGUGCACAGUGCUGCUAAGAGCAACAGAAACAAAUGCUCUUGGAGAUCACGAAAAACGCUGUCUUUAAAGAGUAUAUUGGGACUUCACAAAGCUCUGCCAUGGAAGACUUUUUAGCCUAUGUAUAUACAGCAUUCUUUAUAUAAAAUGCUUUGGACACAAUGACAAGUGGAUUCACGAUUUCAUUCUAGGAAAUUUCGGGAGUUUUUCUUGUUCUGCUUUCUCAGACACGCAUAAAGGAUUACGAAAGCAAAGAACUUCAAAGUAUUAAUAGGCUACUGUUGUUCUGUUUACUACAUGAAACAAGACGUUGAAUAAUAUAUGUAUUAUAUAUAUAUUAAUAUUAAAGAAUAUAAUUACAUAAUUACUUUAUUCUCCAAUAGUUUCCUAAAUGAAUGCUGAUUUCUGGUUUUGCUUAAAAAUCCUAUAAAAGUCAUUUUUUUUUAAUUUAGUACUUGUUUAGGCAUGUUUUUAUUUGCAAUAUUUUGGCCAUCCUUUUUAUUUUUGUUAUAAAUGUCUUGUUUUGUAACCUUUAUUAGUUUAGUGAGUGACACAGCCAUUUCUAGUUCUUUGUGCUGCAAAUGUGUCCAUAAACUCCCUGGCUCAACGGUCAUUUAUCAUUUUGCUUUUUUUUCUUUUCUUUUUAUGACCUGGUUAAACUAUAGGAGGAUUCAACCAAUCUCAUUUAUAUCUCUAUCUUCUUGAAUGUUAACCUCAUUUUGUUUAAGCAGAAUUGAAAGUAAACAUUUUCACUUUUUUUAAUGACGGAUCAUUUAUUGUGUUUGGUUACUGUCAGCAUCUCAAUAAAUGUUAUUAAAAUCUUGUACAACAAA
Molecule: messenger RNA, 3061 nt
Organism: Xenopus tropicalis (tropical clawed frog)
Lineage: Eukaryota; Metazoa; Chordata; Amphibia; Anura; Pipidae
Gene: ca10
Product: carbonic anhydrase X
Exons: 9
Coding region: 1142-2128 (328 amino acids)
Molecular function (GO): carbonate dehydratase activity; zinc ion binding; neurexin family protein binding
Source: RefSeq, a predicted model, not a curated record